Messenger RNA from Hermetia illucens (black soldier fly), 1120 nucleotides. Its product is annotated as SOSS complex subunit B homolog. Gene Ontology annotation, biological process: mitotic cell cycle checkpoint signaling; response to ionizing radiation; double-strand break repair via homologous recombination. Gene Ontology annotation, cellular component: SOSS complex. Gene Ontology annotation, molecular function: DNA binding. The transcript has 2 exons. NCBI's taxonomy places the organism in Eukaryota, Metazoa, Arthropoda, Insecta, Diptera, Stratiomyidae. The coding region runs from base 164 to 799 and encodes 211 amino acids. The record is from RefSeq and is a predicted model, not a curated record.
AAUGUCACUUUCAUCUGGCAGUUUACAGGCGGAGGAGGUUGAUUACGCACGGUUGGUGUUUAUGCGGUCGUUUAUUUGAAAUUUUCACUGCUAUUUAUAAACUGUCACGUUUGAGAAUUCCAUUAGACCGUUAGCAUCUUGCCCACCCUGAGGUAAACGCGAAAUGUAUACCGACUGCAUUGCGAUAAAGGACAUCAAGCCCGGACUGAAGAACAUCAAUGUGAUGUUUAUAGUCCUUGAAGUGGGAGCCGCUACCGUCACAAAGGAAAACCGCGAAGUGAGGAAUUUCAAGGUGGCAGACCAAACGGCUUGCAUAAAUGUCUCGGUUUGGGACGAACCAGGCAAGCUGCUUGUACCUGGUGACAUAGUUCGGCUAACGAAAGGAUAUGCGUCUGUCUGGAGGCACUGCCUAACCCUUUACUCAGGGAAGAAUGGAGAUAUUCACAAAAUCGGGGAAUUCUGCCUGACUUUCAACGAACAGCUGAACAUGAGCGAACCCAAACGCAUGGAGCAACUGCAAAUGAAUUCACAAGUAUCCAAUCCCUCCCAGCUAAUCGCUAACAAUGGAAGCGCCAGUAACGGCAACGGUAUUCAGAGCCGACCGGUAACCGUUUCCACCACUGCUCCCUCGAGCACCACGUCAGUGAGUUCGUCGCAGAAACUUGUGCAACAGCAGCCACCUUCCCAGCAACGUGUCCAAAACUCAAGCGAAACAUCGAAAAUGUCGCAAUCGAAAGGUGGAAGCAAGUCAGGACGCAGCAAUCAAGGACGUUCCAAUGUGAAGGGCGACCGGAGGUAAUAGUGCUCUAGGCGGAGCGCCACGUUCAAGUGAGUGUAUUCCAGAUUUAAGGUUAGACGGGUGGACGCGUAGAACUGCUGCAAAUGCGGAACUUCUUGUAAACAUUUAAUGACACCGCGAACAAAGACUAAAGUACAUAAAUAGCGACUUUGACGAUAAGAAACAUGUAACAUACUGUCAAUAGGAUGUUAAGCAACCCAAAUAGAUGUAACUGAUGUGAAUAGUGUGGAAGGAAAUGAUUUAUUUAUUAAGACCCUUUGACGACACCUGCCGCAGCUCGGGGUAUCGUCUUUUGAGUGAAUAAAGUGAAAAUGCGCAUUA